UACAUUGUCAUCCUCCAUGUACCAGUAUAAUUCAGUUAAAUACGUUUGUGAAUUUAAACUAAAUAUAAUUUCCAAAGGCGAGUUAAAGGAUAGACAGAAUAUACUUGUGGAUGACGAGGGAGGAGCACAAAUGACCCUGUUUAUAACCUGUCCAUACUACAUACUUAGCAGGCCGCUUGUAAGGGCACCAUACUCCAGCAUUAAGGUAUUUUGUGCUGCCUCAGAAUCCUUGUCGACGAAUCACAGCCUUCCCCUAUCUUCCCACAACAGCUGUUCUACUGCUAGAGGCGUCAGCCGCUCUGCAACACUGACAAUGUGGAAUUUUGAGGAGGAUAAGAGGAAGAUUCUCUCCAUGAAGGUGGAGGACAAGCGUAAACGUUACAGGUGUGGAAAUGUGUUUGUUACUCUUCGUGAUCUUCCAAAUUGGCCAAAUUAUGGCAGGGAGAACAGUUAUGUACUGAAGCAGGUCGCUCUCAAUGAUGCAGCUGUUGCCAAGGUUCUGGAAGGCAGCAUUUACAAGGUGGACAGUGACCUCAACAAGAAGAUUUCACUGUUCAUAGGGGACAUCACCACCCUAGAGAUUGAUGCCGUGGUCAACGCUGCCAAUAAUAGCCUGCGUGGAGGAGGUGGUGUUGAUGGUGCCAUACACAAAGCGGCCGGAGGUAUGUUGUACCAGGAGUGUCAGUCGCUGAACGGCUGCGACACUGGAGAUGCCAAAAUCACCGGGGGAUACUACCUGCCAGCGCGGUACAUCAUACACACUGUAGGGCCCACGGGAGAAAAGCCUGCUAUGCUGGAGUCGUGCUACAGGCGGGCACUACAGACGGCCAUCGAGAACAACAUCAGAACGGUCGCUUUUCCCUGUAUCUCUACCGGGGUGUAUGGAUACCCUAAUGAAUCGGCCGUGAAGGUGGUGCUCCCUAUUAUCAGGACGAUGCUUGAAGCUAACAGAGACAAAUUUGAUCGCAUCAUUUUCUGUCUCUUUCUUAGUGUAGACAUUAACUUAUAUCACAAGUUACUGCCGGUGUUCUUCCCUUUGCAAUAGAUCAUCUGUGAAGUGUUGUGGCACAAAGUGAUUUUUUUCAUAUACUUUACUGGUAUUAUUAUGCGAGUUUAAUUAAGUCUAGAAAAAAUUACCGAUUUUUAUAAAUUAUAGAAAAUUACAUUUUAUUUGUUUAUUAAAAUUUCCACGUAUAAUUGAAGAAAGCGUGAAGUAACAUAUUCCAUCGGAUAAGUUGAUUUUCUUGCCAUAUCUUGAUGGCUAAUGAGAAAUUUAUUUGCAUUUGUUAGGUUGAAGUUCACAGUUGCAUUUAUAUUAUUAAAAUUUGUAUAAGUUGAUAUUUCACUCACAGAAUCAAAAUUAGAGUUGAGAACUGAAGUACAGUACAGUAAAUUAUUCAGUUACUACUGUGUAAAAAAAA
Molecule: messenger RNA, 1421 nt
Organism: Homarus americanus (American lobster)
Lineage: Eukaryota; Metazoa; Arthropoda; Malacostraca; Decapoda; Nephropidae
Product: ADP-ribose glycohydrolase MACROD1-like
Exons: 1
Coding region: 17-1045 (342 amino acids)
Biological process (GO): peptidyl-glutamate ADP-deribosylation; purine nucleoside metabolic process; DNA damage response
Cellular component (GO): nucleoplasm
Molecular function (GO): ADP-ribosylglutamate-[protein] hydrolase activity
Source: RefSeq, a predicted model, not a curated record